Molecule: messenger RNA, 1527 nt
Organism: Meloidogyne enterolobii
Lineage: Eukaryota; Metazoa; Nematoda; Chromadorea; Rhabditida; Meloidogynidae
Source: the annotation of a GenBank genome assembly
AUGGAAGCCUUAGAAGUUAUGCAAAAAACAAACAAAUCAUUUUAUAAAUGGCACGGACUUGAUAGAUUGCCAGAAUUAAUGUUUGCUUUGCAAAGGGAUGCCCAAAAAGGAGAAUUACCAAUAAAAAUAGCAAAAGUAGAGAAGGCAAUGUGUAGUUUCACAACAAAUUUUAAUCUCAAUUUUACUGAAGAAAAGAUAAAAUUGAAAGAGGAGAAGCAUUCAACAGAAGAAUUGCCGGAAGAUGAGGAGGAGGAUUCUGCUUUUGGACCUUUAACAAGUAGAGAUAGAUGUGGAAAGAAUUCUUUGGCUCAGUUAUGUAGAAGAUUUUUGAUGGUGUUGCUUUGUAAUCCAAAUAGAGCUGUUAGUCUAGAUGUUGUUAGCACAAUGUUAAUCAAAGAUUUGGAUUCUGAAGGUUACGAACCUCCUUCACGUUCAAGAUGUCGACGUCUAUACGACAUUGCGAACGUUCUGGCAAUGAUGAGUUUAGUUGAGAAGAAACAUCAUUUGUUUGGAACAAAGAAGAUUCCACUCUUUGUGUAUUGCGGACCUGAACCUGAUGAUGGCACGCAAAAAAAUCCUUCCUCCCAUUUUAUAAAAUUGAAUUUAAAAAAAAAUAUUUCAAUUUUAGCAGAACCUACCAACUCAGCAUUGCGCAUGAGUGAAUUCCUUUCUCGAGCUCGUACAAGAAUAGCUGUUGUUUCAAGUGUUUCUUCUUCUUCAAUUCCUUCUUCCACAUCUCAUCCUUCCAUCACUCAUCCACCAAUUCCUUCUCCAGAUGUUGUUGGAACUUCAAAUUCCCCCAAAUAUUUUAAAGAAGAGUUUAAUGAGGAGAAUAAAAAGAACAAAAAAAUAAUAAAAAAGAUGAAAAUUGAACAAGAAAGCAACAACAACAACAACACUUGUUCAAUCCCAACACUAACAUCUCCUUCAAGUGAAGACAUUGGAAUUAAAAAUUCCGUAAAACGUCGCAAAAUGAAUCGAGUAACUUGUCAACAACAGGAAGAGGAACACAGCGAAAACGAUGAAAAUUUUGUUUUGCCAAAACCGCGUCCUUUACGUCCACAACAAUUAAAUAAUGUUUAUUCUCUUCCUCAACCACAACAACAAAUAUUUUUGUUGCCUUCAAGUUUUCCUUCUUCUUCCUCUCAACAAACAUUUUAUUGUUGGCCAAUACAACAACAACAACCUCACCAAACAUUACAAAAUCAAACCCAUAUAUUUACAACACCAACAGAAUUAUUUUUAAACAAUAAUUCUCCCUCUCCUUUAAAUUACUCAUUAAUACCACUACAACAACAACAGCAAACACAACAACAAACACAAAAACAUUCGCAAAACAUUAACAAAUCUCCACCCAAAAAUCCAAUAAAUGUGCGACAUUCUGUUCAGUCAAUUUUGGGUUAUACUAUUCAAAAUCUGAACGGAAAUAAUUCUGGUCAACAACAACAACAAAUAGCCCCUCUUUCCUCAUCCAUAUCCUCAUCCCCUAGAGCAUUUAGACCUUUACACAACAAAAACAACAAGUAA